This is a messenger RNA of Selaginella moellendorffii, 2111 nucleotides long. RefSeq names its product pentatricopeptide repeat-containing protein At5g16860-like. The transcript has 3 exons. Bases 1 to 2049 code for a protein of 682 amino acids. The record is from RefSeq and is a predicted model, not a curated record. NCBI's taxonomy places the organism in Eukaryota, Viridiplantae, Streptophyta, Lycopodiopsida, Selaginellales, Selaginellaceae. Gene Ontology annotation, biological process: RNA modification. Gene Ontology annotation, molecular function: RNA binding; protein binding.
AUGUUCCGUGGGUGGAUUCCGUUCUUGGACGAGCCAGUGAAUCUCACUUUUGAGGUAAGCGAUGUAGUCUUUGCGCUGCGGGCGUGCGGCGUCACGAAGGAUUUAGAAUGCGGCCGGAGAGUUCACUGCAGCUCACUAAUCCAGGGCUUCUGCGGGAUCGAUAUUUCAAAUUCUCUGGUGAGAAUGUAUGGCCGAUGUGGGAGCGUGGCCAAUGCGCUAGUAAUUUUCGAGAGAAUGCCGAGCCACAGCACCGUCUCGUGGAACGCGUUAAUACUAGCAUACGUCGAGAACGGGCAAGCUGGUUUAGCUCUGGAGAUUUUUUUCUCUCGUAUGGAAGAAGAGUGGUGCUCGUCCAGCACUUACGUUGCUGUGCUUAUGGCUUGCUCUAGCUUGUUGGAAGAGAAAGAAGACGAUUGGCACAAAACUACGUGCUUGGAGGCAGCAAAGUCCGUUCACUUGCAAGCUACGCAGAAAUUUGAAGGGAAACUCUCGCAGGUGAUCUUCGUGGCGAACGCUUUGAUGGAAACGUACGCGAAGUGUGGAAGCAUGGCUGAUGCUUGGGAAGUUUUCCGGGGGAUGGAUUCCAGGGACGUUGUGUCAUGGACGACGGUGAUGCGGGGAUAUGUCAGGAACGGGGAAGCUCAGGUGGCUCUCGAGCUCUUCCAGAGAAUGAAAGCUUGCAAGUGUGAACUGGAUUCCCGGGCUUAUGUCGUGGUGCUUUCGGCUUGUGCGAGCUUGGCGGACCGAGAAGAAGGGGCUCAAGUUGGCGGUAAAACUGUGAAGCUUAAGAUCUUAGAGAAGGGGAUGGAGAUUCACUCGCAGCUGGAAACUAGGAACAGGGUCAAGAAGAUGGAAGGCUUUGGUGGUGACUUGUUAGAUUCUAGAAACCAAGAACAGGUUUUCUUAUCGGGUAGCCUGGUGGAUAUGUACUGCAGAUGCGGAGCUCUAGUGGAUGCUCAGCGGGUUUUUGAUAGAACUAGUCACGGGCAGCGAAACGUGGUUCUUUGGACGGCUCUCAUUCAGGGAUAUGCCGAGAAUGGUGAAAACGAGGUGGCUUUAAGAUUGUUUUCGAGCAUGGAUGGUGUGAGAAGCUCGAGAACUUUUCUUGCGGCUUUGACGGCUUGCGCUGGUUUAGGAGCAAAAGAGCAAGGCAGACUUGUGUCCGGCAAGGUUGUCAAGCUUUCGAGUUUGGAGAACGGGAUGGAAGUUCACGCUCGUGCUGUGGAGGCAGGAGUUUCUUCCGACUUGUUCGUGGCCAACACCUUGGUCGACAUGUACUCCAAGUGUGGGAGCGUGCUGGAUGCUCGUCGCUGCUUCGACAGGUUGGUUUCUCACAGCAUUGUUUCGUGGACUGCUUUAAUCCUUGGCUGUGCAGAGAAUGGCGAGAACGAGCUGGCCUUGGACCUGUUUAGACGUGUGAGCUGCCGAGCAAACUCUCUAACUUAUGCCGCCGCUCUCACCGCCUGUGCAAACAUGGGAGCACUCCAAUCCGGAAGGAAGAUCCACGCGGAAGCCGAGGCUUUGGGAUUCAACACCGCCGAGCUGUCGCUGGCAAACUCUCUGAUCCAUGAACAGAAAGGAUCUAGUGACUUGGAGCUCGCUCAUAUCGGGAUACAGCAGCAAAGGAGCAACACAAGAGCGUGUAGCCAUGCCGGACUUGUCACCAAAGCCGGGGAUUACUUCCAAGGGAUGAGAGUCAAGCCAGAGAUCCAGCACUACCACUGCAUGAUCGACGCUCUUGGACGAGCAAAUCUUCUCGACGAGGCAGUAGAACUUGCCGAGAGGAGGAUGCCUUGGCAAGCUACUGCCGUGACAUGGACGACGAUUCUAAGUUCCUGUCGAAAGUGGAAGAACGUAGCAGUGGCGAAGCUGGCUUUCAAAGCUGUGAUGAGGCUGGACAGGAACGAAGGCGCGGCAUACGUUCUCAUGGCCAGUAUGUUUGAAAGCUUGGAACUCUGGCAGGAACAACGAAGCGUGCUGGCUAUGGCUUCGUCCAGCCAAAACUUUGAAGGAAACAGGACAAAGGUUAUAAAAAAUCGAAGAGCUUGAUUAUACUCUUCUUGUAGAUUCUGUACAGCCAUGGAUUAACAGUUGUCCAUUUCUACUCAACA